Acaulospora morrowiae is the source of this 1692-nucleotide messenger RNA. The record is from the annotation of a GenBank genome assembly. NCBI's taxonomy places the organism in Eukaryota, Fungi, Glomeromycota, Glomeromycetes, Diversisporales, Acaulosporaceae.
AUGUCACAGAAAGGAAAGAACCAACAGGUUUUAAAAACACAGUCGAUCGACACGGAUCUUUACGACUCUACAGGAGAAAACCCCUUAGAAAAAGAAGACACGGAAAAGACUCGAUCAAUCGCCAAGAAACAUUCAAAAAAAAAAAAGAGGGCAAGAGUUGAGCUUAGUGAUAAAAAGGAUGAAAUUGAAAGAAAAUUAGAAGCUUUGAUUGAGAAUGUCAGCAGUAACUUUGGUGACGCAAGCGAAUCGAUAACGAAGCCUAUAUUUGUUAUCGACACCUCGGCGUCUAUGCCAACUGCAUCAAUUAGCGAGCCCGAAACAAAAGAUGAAGCAGAAGACCCAACGGAAAGCGCCCAUCCAUCAGAAGGUAAUUCAGGAUUAUUUGGUCCUGUAAGCGCGUGGCACGAUUCUGACGAUGAGAAGGUAUACGUGUCAUUGAAAAGCAAAAAUAUGUUAAAAAAAUUAAGAAAGACCGAAGAAGAGAAUGUUAUACCCGGUGAUCAAUAUGAGAUGAGAUUGAGACACCAGUUUGAGAAAAUAUAUCCGGUACCAAAAUGGGCGACAAAGUCCCAAAAGCGAAAACGAAAACAGGAGAGUGAUUCGGAUGAUUCGACGGGUGAGGAAUCGUCCGGUGAAGAAGCUUCGGGCGGAAAACACGAUGGUGGUGGUCAAGACUCGAUGCAGAUAAUUGAAAUACCAAAAGUAGCUCGGUCAAAGCUACUGCCCGUGGAUAAACUUGAAAUCAGUAAAGUGAAAGAUGCGAACCUACAGGCGUACUCACAAUGUGUCGUUCAAGUAGCUACAUUCCAUCCAAAUGCACGAGUAAUCAUGACUGCGGGGUUGGAUAAAACUAUCCGAUUAUUUCAGGUCGAUGGCAAAAUAAAUCCAAAGAUCCAAUCCGUAGUUUUAAAAGAUCUCCCAAUAUAUCGUGCAUCAUUUAAUUCAAGUGGCACAGAGAUAAUUGCUACCGGUAGAAAAAAACAUUUUUACAUCUUUGACAUCGAGGCUGGUAGCAUUGACAGAUCUAGCGGCAUAACAGGGUUCGAUUAUAAAUCGUUGGAAAAUUUUUCGAUAUCGCCGUGCGGAAAAUACAUCUGUUUUCUCGGUUCAAACGGAAAUAUGAUAUUGGUGAGUUAUCAUACCAAACAAUUCGUGGCCAGCAUGAAAAUGAACGGAACAGUGAAUUCAGCGCAUUGGUCAAGCGAUGGAAAGUAUUUGUUCUCAAUUGGCAAAGAUGCCGAGGUGUAUCAAUGGGAUGUUGGAGCUCGAAGAUGCGUGCACAAAUUUCAGGACCAUGGUGGGUUUAGACCAAGUAUUAUUUCAGUUGCCAAAGAUAACCGUUAUUUUGCUAUCGGGUCGAAUUCCGGAAUCGUGAACGUCUAUGACGACACAUGUUUAAAUAUGGUCGAUCCGAAGCCUUUAAAGUCGAUAAUGAACUUAACAACCAAUAUACAUGAUAUGAAGUUCAAUCAUGAUACUCAAUUGCUUGGUAUCUCGAGUCAUUCCAAAAAAGGACAACUGAGAAUGAUCCACCUUCCCUCACUCACUACAUUUCAAAAUUGGCCAAACGUAUCAACGCCUUUGCGUUACGUGCAGUGCUUCGACUUUUCACCGUCUAGCGGAUACCUUGCUAUUGGUAAUGACAAGGGAAAGGUGCUUUUGUACAGGUUAGGGCAUUAUGGUGUGGCAUAG